Pocillopora meandrina is the source of this 3251-nucleotide messenger RNA. The record is from the annotation of a GenBank genome assembly. Lineage: Eukaryota; Metazoa; Cnidaria; Anthozoa; Scleractinia; Pocilloporidae.
UACAUCUCUGUCUUUCUGCUGCAUUCGUGGAGUGCAGUAAAUCCUUGCAUUUGUUUUAUCUCUAGCGAGAACUACUGCAACGGCCUUAGGCAAUGUUUUCAUUGUAAUUGCUUAAUAUCAGGUUUGCAAGACUACCAAAUGCAAACGAUGAAAUGCUCCUACGUAGACAGCUCCCUUCAGACCCAUUCAAGUAGCGUACACAUUACCGUAGUUAUUCGGUUAUAAGGCGCACUCGGCUAUAAGACGCACCCCCAAUUCGGCAACUUCAUUAUUGCAUGUUUUCAAACUGAGAAAAUUGCUAAAAUACUUGGUUAUAAGGCGCACCGUUGUUUGGGGAGUAAAGAUCGGUCAAGUUUAUUGUAAAUUCUUUCAUAAACUUACAAAAAAGCGAAAAAGUCGCGUAUUGAUUUUAGUUUACCGUUAAUCAACAAAAGCAGAAUUGUCGCACACGCGACCACGCACACAAACAAAAGCCUUGAUUAAACAAGAUGUACCGCCGAGAAUGCAGGUCUCAGUGCACUAAAAAGGCUGAAAGGAUGAAGAAGGUAUUUACCUCUUCGCUUGUUUAUUUUCGUUUCGUUUUGUGACGUAUCAAAUUACUAAGCACGUGCUCUCGAGCACGUAUCACAUCUAUGCAAAUUUGACUUCGCUUGUCUUUUCAGAACCACCAUACUCAUAAAAGUCAAUGUGUGUGUGUCAUUUUAUUUGCUUGAAAUCGUACCAGUAACUGUGAUAAAAAAAAAUUGUUUUGGGAAAAUAUUCGCCUAUAAGACGCACCCAAACUUUGGCGGUAAUUUUUAAUAGAAAUUAGGAAUUUCUUGAAAAAAACGGUGCGCCUUAUAACCGAAUAACUACGGUAUCUCAUAAUGAGCACUAUAUAUACAUAUAUAUGUAUAUAUGUAUAUAUACAUAUAAAGGGGUGUGCGUGUGUGUGUGUGUGUAUGUAUUUAAAUCCCUAUACUAAAUAUACAGGAUGAUCAUUGGAUAUGCAUGUAGGGAACACUGUGGAGUGUUCAAUUAAGAUCUAAGUGCCACACACUUAACCACAUGAAUAUUUGUUCAUAUCGCGAUAUAUCUGUUUUCUCCGUCGAUCGGGUGGUUUCCUAAAGCGAGAUCAUGAUAUUUAAUAAGUUUAGAUGAUAAAACAAAGUAUUAUGUCAACAGAAAUGCCGAAGGUCGAGUGGAAUCGUUACAUGAGGUCACACAACACGGGUAAUAUUCACGGUGAAAAUUUGCAUAUUUGAGCGGUCAAACGAAAGAAAUCAUUUCUCGAAAACUCAAAUAAAUUUUUACAAAAAAAACUACAUUAAAAUUAUUAGAACAUCUUGGGCUACAAAAUAUGAAAGUAGGAGUGAAAACGAAUUUUGGGAGACUUGCCACAAUAUUUCAAAUUUGUUCGAUGGAUGCUGACAUCCUCUCUUUCAAAACACUUAAUUUAAGAGGCUUUAUUACUUCGUAUUAUCAAAGUAAUAGACUGCGUCUAAUUUUGUUUUCCAAUAGCACAGCACAAGGGAGACGUCAGGAACGCAGCGACAAGCGGCAUGAAAUUUCGAUGAUAUCGAUACGGUGGAAGCCCUUUCUAUCAGAGCUAUAAAUAGAAAUGACUGAUACCACAACAACAACAAUAAUAAUAAUAAUAAGGAUUUUUAUAGCGCCAUCCGUACCCGCAUGCUCAUGGUGUUUUACAACUGAGACCGAAAAUUUUGUGGAUUAAAGCAUUACAUCAAUAAUAAAACGCAAAUCUAUAAAAGUACAAGUUAAAAAUUUGUAUCUAAAAAUUAAGAUUAAAAAUAAAAGUAAAAAAUUAAAAAAUUAAAAUUCUAACCGAACUUUAAUCACGAUGUUCUUUGGAUAAGAAAGUCUUUAUAGAAGUUUUAAAUUUUGAAAUAUUAUCGUGAUUACGUAUAGGUUCUGGCAGUGAGUUCCAAACUGUAGGUGCUGCAAAUGAGAAUGAUGUACAGCCAUAUUUCUUCAGUUUUGCUGAUGUUAUUGUCAGGAGCCUCUUAGAAGAAGAUCUUAAGCUUCUUGAUGAUUUGUUGGUCGGCAACAUUUCUGUUAUAUAGGAAGGUGCUGACCUUUGUAAGGCAUUAAAGGUUCAUAGAAGUAUCUUGUACCUCAUACGGCUAUACACGGGAGGCCAGUGUAACUAUUUGAGAAUUGGCAUGAUAUGAUAGUGUUUCCCGGAACGAGUUACAAAGCGUGCAGUACAGUUUGGACAGUUUGUAGACGAUCAAUCAGAAAAUGAGGAAGGUCAGAGAGCAAUGAAUUAUAACUAUCUAAUUUAGAGGAAAUAAAAGCAUGAACUAAGAUUUCAGUGUGCUUGUGAGAGACUCUCUUUUUUUAGCUAUAUUCCUAAGAUGAAGAAAACAAGUGUUACAUAUGGCAAUGACGUGUUCGACAACAGUCAUUUCUUGAUCAAAGACGACUCCGAUGUUCCUAGCGGAACAUUGAAUACUUGGGUGGUCUCAAUGGUCGGGCGUGGGCGAUAGCUGGCAUUCAGAAUAAAUAGCUCGGUUUUUCCCGUGUUUAGCUUCAGUUUUUUUGGACCAACCAGGAAUCGAUGUGACUCGCUCAUGCUUCUAUACGCACUAAAGAUGACUGUUGCUUGGCUGUAGCGGGCCUAAAAGCAAAGUAAAGUUGGGUGUUAUUGGCAUACAGGUGAAACUUGAGACCAUGAUGUCUCACAAUAUUGCCCAAGGGGAGAUGCACAACGAGUACAGGAUCGGUUCAAGGAACGAUCUCUGUGGAACACCAAAUUGAAGGUCUUUUACAUCAGAUUGUACACCAUCAGUCAUCACGAACUCGGUUCUCUGUUGUGAAGGUAGGACUCAAACCAUUUCAGACCUGUCCUCUAAAACCAAAGAGACUGCACAGUCUAUCUAAGAGUUUGAAAAGUUUUCUAUCAAUCUUGAAUUGAUCUAUCGGAGAGUGGGAGAAGUAGAUAAUACAAGAUUUUAAAGUGAAAGAACAACAACAACAACAAAACAAUUAAAACGCGUCAGGGAAUUUCACCAUACAUGGUGUCAUACGCUUUCUGGAUGGACUAGUCUCUGCACUAUCUCCACCAACACCACAUUCGAAUAUUCCUCUGAGAUUGGGAUGACCUACCCAUUUGUGCGUUUGAAAAGGUGCUUAAGUUCAGAGCUGGAUUCAUGGUGUCGUCUUGGAGCGCUUUGAAUCCAUGCACCUGCUUGAUAUUUACGAGGAUCUACCCAAAAAGCUUUGGAAAACCAUUACCAAUCUUCAAUUGA